GGAGGCGGGGCUGCGGCGGUGGGACGAACAGACAGACGGAGCACGCAGGACAGAUCGGGCGGGGUCGGCGCCGGCGCGGGCGCGGGUGCGGAGGGCUCCGAUGGCGGAGGGCUGCACCAGGUAGCAGCGGCGAUGUGGGGGUGACCGUCAUCGCGCGUUCCAGGAGCCCGUGAGAGCGGAGCGGACCCGGGCCGGGGGGACGUCAGUCGGGAUGGAAGCAGAAGGCUUGGAUUGGCUUUUGGUCCCCUUGCACCAGCUGGUCUCCUGGGGGGCCGCCGGGGCCAUGGUGUUCGGCGGGGUCGUGCCGUACAUCCCCCAGUACAGGGACAUCCGGAGGACUCAGAAUGCCGAGGGCUUCUCUACCUACGUGUGUCUGGUGCUCCUGGUGGCUAAUAUUUUACGGAUCCUCUUCUGGUUUGGAAGGCAUUUUGAGUCGCCGCUCCUCUGGCAGAGCAUAGUCAUGAUCUUGACCAUGUUACUGAUGUUGAAGCUCUGCACCGAAGUCCGCGUGACAAAUGAGCUGAACGUAAAACGCCGUUUCUUUGCAGCUGCAGAUAAUCAGGAUGAAGAAAUCAAGCUCCCCCCAAGGCGGGCGUAUCUGGGUCCCCCUGUGUUUAUCUGUCAGAGCCCAGGAACCUCACGUAGCUUGCGGACUUACUUUGACCCUCACCACUUCUGGCACUGGAGCAGCUUUGGGGACUACGUGCAGUGCGUGCUGGCCUUCACAGGCGUGGCGGGCUACAUCACCUACCUGUCCAUCGACUCGGCCCUGUUCGUGGAGACCCUGGGCUUCCUGGCCGUGCUGACGGAGGCCAUGCUGGGCGUGCCGCAGCUCUACCGCAACCACCGCCACCGGUCCACGGAAGGGAUGAGCAUCAAGAUGGUGCUCAUGUGGACAAGUGGGGACACCUUCAAGACUGCCUACUUCCUGCUGAAUGGCGCACCCCUGCAGUUCUCUGUGUGUGGCCUGCUGCAGGUGCUGGUGGACCUGGCCAUCCUGGGACAGGCCUAUGCGUUCGCCCGCCACCCCCUGAAGCCGGCCCCCCACGCGGCGCACUCCGCCAGUGCCAAGGCCCUCUGAGGGUGCCGGGAGGACAAGGGCGUGUGGCCUCCAGCCGUAGGCCCGGCCCGGCCACCCGGCCUCCCUGUCUGGGGCGGGCAGGCACCGUGGCCCACGGAAGUGUCUCGGCCGCCGGGAUCUCCGUCAGCCUCUGUGGGUCUGGGGUGGGGCGGGGAGGGGCUUUGUGCUCGCUCGUCCUGAGGAUGAGCCCGUGGGCUCCACGGCCAAGGGCUGGGCUGCGACUGUUUUCAAGGUGACAGAAAAGCAAGUGUUCUCUUCUUUCCUCUCCCAAAACACCUAUUUGGGGCCUGGAAUGUGCUCACCACCCAGGGAAAGGUAGCCCUGGGCUGUGACAGGACAGGGGACAGGGAGCCCCUCCGGGCCUCAGUCUGCAGGAGAUGCGAAUGAGCGGGCAGCCCGGGCCUGGGAGGCCCUCCGGAGGGGUGGGAUUGGGGAGCACGAAUGAGAAGCGGCACCAGGAGAGCCCAGGGUCCUGGCGCAGAACCACGUCUCCCGAGGGCCCGGGCGUGGAGAGCGCACCUGACACGGACGGCGAGGCAGCUGCAGGACACACGUGACGAGCGGUCCUGGUGAUCUGGCCGCGGUCAGCCUCGUCAGGGCCGCUUGGUGCCGCUGCCUCGUGGGCCUCAGGACUCGGCCGACAGCUCGGCAGUGGGGACUGAGCUGUCCCCCGGGCCACCUGGGCCUCCCGGCUAUGCCGGCCUCUUCCUGGGAGGCGCCAGCGUGGACCCUGCUGGGGCUCAGGGCCAUGAUGGGUGCAGGUGGUCCACGUGUGCUCCCAGGGAAACCAAGGGCCCACCACCAGGUCCCCCGAGGAGGGCUGCCCUGCAGGGCACUUCCCCUCUGCUCUGGGGACACAGCCUGCCAUCUUCCAGGACGGGGAGGCAGUGUGCAGGUCAGGAGUGGGGACACGUGCGGUGGGGGUCCCUGCUGCUGAGCCAGUCCCACACCCACAGUCUGAGCUCUCGGGCCUGGCGUGCCCUUCCAGGGCGGGGGACCGGCCCGGGCGUGGGGUCCCCGCCCGCCACCCUCCUGGCCCCCACGCCCCUACACCGGCUGCACCGGGGGCUGCGGGGCUGAUUCUGCCGCCCCAUGGGUUUCCUCCCUUCACUUUCACAGGAGCAACUCGGCUGUGCCCAGCAGCCUUGGGCAAGUGCCCAGGCCCCCAGGGUCUGAGUGUUCUGGAUGCUUCCGUGUGGCUUCCCCUCUGCUGGGUG
Messenger RNA from Suricata suricatta (meerkat), 2298 nucleotides. RefSeq names its product solute carrier family 66 member 2 (gene SLC66A2). Gene Ontology annotation, biological process: retrograde transport, endosome to Golgi; phospholipid translocation. The coding region runs from base 212 to 1081 and encodes 289 amino acids. The record is from RefSeq and is a predicted model, not a curated record. Gene Ontology annotation, cellular component: trans-Golgi network; endosome. Lineage: Eukaryota; Metazoa; Chordata; Mammalia; Carnivora; Herpestidae. The transcript has 7 exons.